Jatropha curcas is the source of this 1746-nucleotide messenger RNA. Its product is annotated as mraW methylase family protein. NCBI's taxonomy places the organism in Eukaryota, Viridiplantae, Streptophyta, Magnoliopsida, Malpighiales, Euphorbiaceae. The record is from RefSeq and is a predicted model, not a curated record. Gene Ontology annotation, biological process: rRNA base methylation. Gene Ontology annotation, molecular function: rRNA (cytosine-N4-)-methyltransferase activity.
UUGGGAACGAAGGAUGGGUAGAUAGGUAGCGGAACCCAUAACAGCAGAGGUAGAGCUGCCAAUGGCGAAGCAAAUGGUGCGGUGUUUUUUACAUCUUCCGCUUUCAUCUAGAGCUCUUUUUUCACCUCCCGUUUGCUUUGCCACCAGAGCAGAGAGAACCACAGCCACCUCUACUGCUAAUUCUAUUAGCAACAAGAAGAAGAAGAGUAAGAAGAGUGAGGAGAAGAAGAAAGCAGAGUUAAUAGCGGUAAGGAGGGAAAAGGAGAAGAGAAGAACUCGUUCUGAUAAAGAAUUUGGUUCUUCUUCUUCAUUUGAUUUUCACAAUAAUGGAAAUCAUAUCCCUGUUAUGCUUGGUGAAGUUGUUGACGUCUUCUCUUCAUUGAAUCUUCGCUCUUUUGUCGAUUGUACUCUUGGCGCCGCCGGCCAUACCUCCGCCAUAAUCCAGGCCCAUCCUGAACUGGAAAAUUAUGUAGGGAUGGAUGUUGAUACAGUUGCACAUGCCAAGGCUCGAGCUUGCAUUGAUACUUUACUGCAUUCUCAUUCUAACUUGAAAGCACACACAUUUCUGAGAAAUUUCAAGCACAUAAAGUCUGUAUUGGCGGAGGUUGAUCCAAGUCUUUUGCAUUCUGGAGUUGAUGCUAUCUUGAUGGACCUUGGAAUGUCAUCCAUGCAGGUGAACAAUCCUGAAAGAGGGUUCAGCGUUCUUGCUAAUGGACCCCUUGACAUGCGGAUGGACCCUCAGGCGAGUCUGAAAGCAGAAGACAUAUUAAAUUCCUGGCUCGAUACAGAGGUGGGCAGAGUUCUACGGGAUUAUGGGGAAGAAAGCAAUUGGCAUUUGUUGCAGAAGAAGAUUGUUCAGGCUCGUUUACGUGGUGGUUUGCAUUCCACUGGUGAUCUUGUAGAUCUCAUUCGUAGUUUAACUUACGGGAUGAGAGGGGGGAGACAAGGCUGGAUAAAGAUGGCAACACGAGUGUUUCAGGCUCUGAGGAUAGCUGUUAACGAUGAACUCAACACUCUGGAGAAAUCCCUUAAUGCUUGUUUUGAGUGCCUUGCGCCUGGGGGAAGGCUUGCUGUCAUCUCUUUCCACAGUUUGGAAGAUAGAAUUGUGAAACAAACAUUUCUUAAGAUCAUUGAAACUGAUAGAGAGAAUGCAAACGUACAAGGGAGAGACGAAAAAGACUUACAAAAGAUUGAAGAUGAGAGUGAUAAAAAAGAAACAUGGAUUAGGUCAACAGUACAUGGCCGCAAUGGAACAAUCCUCACAAAGAGACCGAUAACACCAUCAGAAGAGGAAGAAAGGUUGAAUCGGAGGAGUAGAAGUGCUAAACUCCGAGUGAUUGCCAAAGGUUAAUUGUAGAAUAAUUGUCCACGGAAGCGCUCGAGUAUUAGGCAUUUUGAUUCACUUCUUAGCUACCCAUCUGCUAUCUAUGCAUGCAUAGGAAAUGAAUUGUAUAAACCAUUAGAAGGAAAUGGAAUGAGCAGAAGAGGCAGCUUUACUGGCAUUGCUGAUCAAUUCAUGGAAAUUAGGUCGGAGAAUUUCGAAACAGCAUCCGUGCGUGUCUCCAGGUUGUACAUGAGGACAUCUUGUGCCUGCUGAAAGAGUGGAAAUCAGUAGUCGUGAAGGAGACAACGGUAGUUGGUUUGUUAUUAGAAAUUGAAAUUGUAGAUUUUUUCUUAACAUUAUGUUUGGAUUAGAUAAGUAUUUGAAAAUAAAAAUUCACCCAAAAUUUCAUUCGGAGUAUUUUA